Messenger RNA from Terrapene triunguis (Three-toed box turtle), 4367 nucleotides. It is a transcript of the gene EYA3, whose product is annotated as EYA transcriptional coactivator and phosphatase 3. Gene Ontology annotation, cellular component: nucleus. Gene Ontology annotation, biological process: positive regulation of DNA repair; multicellular organism development; negative regulation of extrinsic apoptotic signaling pathway in absence of ligand. The record is from RefSeq and is a predicted model, not a curated record. Gene Ontology annotation, molecular function: protein tyrosine phosphatase activity. The transcript has 18 exons. The coding region runs from base 168 to 1895 and encodes 575 amino acids. Lineage: Eukaryota; Metazoa; Chordata; Testudines; Emydidae.
UGGGCUCCGAGCUGAGUGUUCCUUGUACCGACCGCCACGGCCGCUGCCAUGUCCCCCAGGGGACGCAUUGCCGGGGCCGGCUCCGGAGCUGCCGCUUCACGGCUUUGAAGACUGCAGAUGAAGACACACAUUCUAAACAUUUAAGCAUAUUAAAAAUAUUAAUACUCAUGGAAGAGGCACAAGACUUACCAGAACAACCUGUGAAAAAGGCCAAGAUGCAGGAAUCUGGAGAACAAAACUUAAGUCAAGUGAGCACCACAGAAGUCAGUGAUCAGAAAUCUGAAUCUUCAAGCCUUGGCCCAAACCUUCCCAUGUCAAGUGAAAUUCUGACAUGCACUGAUUACAUCCCAAGGUCACCAAAUGACUAUACCUCACAGCUAUAUUCUGCAAAGCCAUAUGCACAUAUCCUUUCUGUACCUAUAUCAGAAACGAUGACCCCUUAUCCUGGUCAGACUCAGUACCAAGCGCUACAGCAGACUCAGCCCUAUGCCAUCUACCCUCAGACAACCCAGACCUACGGACUACCUCCUUUUGGUGCACUGUGGCCAGGUAUGAAACCUGAAAGUGGUUUAAUUCAGACUCCAUCUCCAAGUCAGCACAAUGUUCUUACCUGCACUACAGGGUUAACCACAAGCCAGUCCUGCCCAGCACAUUAUUCUUAUCCUAUUCAAGCAUCAACUACCAAUGCUAGCCCAGUCUCCACGUCCUCGACUGUUGUCAAUAUUUCAACACCAGCUGUAGCCAGCAUCUCGCACCAGGAAUAUCCUACCUACACAAUUCUUGGCCAAAGCCAGUACCAGCCAUGCUACCCAAGUUCUGGCUUCGGGGUUAUAGCGCCAGCAGACAGCAGCAUGGAGAGUACCAUGUUAGCAACCACCACAUAUCCAAUUGAAAAAGCAAAUGCCAUGGUGCCUACGCGGACGGCGCAUAGACAUUUAUCUGGAGAUCCAUCCACAAGUCCAUCUUUGCCAAGAGCAACAGCCAGUAAAGAGUUAGAUGAGCAGACUAGGAAAAACAUGGCUGGGAAAAACAGGGGCAAGAGGAAAGCAGAUGCCUCCUCCCCUCAGGACAGUGAACUGGAACGAGUGUUUCUAUGGGACUUGGAUGAGACCAUCAUCAUUUUCCAUUCCCUUCUCACAGGGUCGUACGCCCAGAAAUAUGGAAAGGACCCAACUCUAGUGAUUGGUUCAGGUCUGACAAUGGAGGAGAUGAUUUUUGAAGUGGCCGACACACACUUAUUUUUCAAUGACUUAGAGGAGUGUGACCAGGUGCACGUAGAAGAUGUUGCAUCAGAUGACAAUGGACAAGACUUAAGUAACUACAGUUUCUCCACGGAUGGCUUCAGUGGCUCAGGAAGCAACGCAAAUAACAGCUCCACCGUGGGGGCGCAGGGAGGAGUGGACUGGAUGAGAAAACUGGCUUUCCGCUACCGCAGAGUACGAGAGAUCUAUGACAAGCACAAAAGCAACGUUGGAGGCCUCCUCAGCCCACAGAAGAGGGAAGCUUUGCAGAGACUACGGGCUGAUAUAGAAGUAUUAACGGAUUCCUGGCUGGGAACUGCAUUAAAAUCCCUACUUCUCAUACAGUCCAGAAAAAAUUGUGUGAAUGUCCUGAUCACGACGACACAGCUGGUGCCAGCUCUUGCCAAAGUUCUCUUGUACGGCUUGGGAGAAGUGUUCCCCAUUGAAAAUAUUUAUAGUGCUACAAAAAUAGGUAAAGAGAGCUGUUUUGAGAGGAUUGUGUCACGAUUUGGAAAGAAAGUAACAUACGUGGUGAUCGGAGAUGGGCGCGAUGAAGAGAUAGCAGCUAAACAGCACAACAUGCCCUUCUGGAGGAUCACGAACCAUGCAGACCUUGUGUCCCUUCACCAGGCCCUCGAGCUAGACUUCCUGUAAGAAGCUGAGAAGAGCAAAUGUAGCUCCUUUCAAGCCCCUCUCCAGGAGGGGCAGAAAUCUUGUCUAUCUGGGAGCUUUCUUUUCACCUUGAUGAAGAAAUGUAGCUUAUGCAAACUCUACAGUAGGAGGUGACACCCAGUCACUUCCUCGGGAGCACGGGUACUGCCAGGUACAAAGGGGUUUACCCAAAGCAGCAGACACAGUAUAGCUACAGUCUUUAAUUGUUCUCUGUUUUCUAAAGAAGGGAAUGGCUGAGGUUAAGGAGCUCUAGUUGGUAAUCUCCAGAGAUUCACUGUGCAUAUCCUUGUGGUAAUAUAAUAGCAGCAGACUUUUGUAAGAUCCCUCUCCCAUUCUAACCAACGUAGUUAUAGACCCCACAGUGAAUGUAUAGACAUUAUUUUUAUAGAAAAGAGUCUAGCAUCUGGGGCAGGGUUGAACUUUCCCCAUCUUGCAAGGCCAAAAAGUCUGUUAAUUUUUCAUGGGAAAUAUUAAUGAAAAUGACAAAUAUACCUCUGUCACUGUGCAAAUGAGCCCCUCCCCCGCCCCGUCUGUUCAGAAGAGUUAAUUUAGUGCCAUUUCUUUAGAUUGUUUUGUUCCAAGGCAGCUUCACUGAAUAGUAACAAGGGAGAAGGGCAUGUAUCCAGGACUUGUAGUUCCCCGUAUAGGAAAAGAUCGGCUUUCCUAGUGAACCCUUGGGUCUCUAUUCAGUCACCACAGACCCCUUCCCCUGGGCCCUGUCUCCCAGCUAAGAAUUACCAAUUUCUAGCCUCGCUAAUGGCCAGUGAUCUGGACUACAGAGUGAUGGGCGCUAUAGGAACAUGCUGUAUUUCAUUCAGCGCUGCUGAUGUGGUGGGAGGUUCUUCACUUGGCCACCAGUGAUUUAAGGCACAAUUAUUCUUUCAAAUUAUAUUAGGAAAAGAAAUGUCAAUGGGCUUUCUGGGCUGUUUCUUCCAGUUCCAUCCGUGUCCAUUAAGUUCCUGUUGGCAGAAUCAGGUUCAGUUGCUUGGAUUUCUCUUUCCACUACACUACAGCUCCAGUUACACCCAACAAAAAUCCAUUUGUCAGUGGAAUUCUGUUUUCUAGGACAACUGAGACCGAGAGCCACUAGCAAUGAGUGGAGACACUCACCCACCCACCCCCACUGCACCCAGACACGGAUUGUAGCUACAUUGACCUUUCUGCUAGGGCGUAAGUGACAUCAACUCCCAGUGAGAAGACCUGUAUCUUAGCACCACCCUGCUCAGUACCAGCCAUGUGUUAGACCUUGGAGAUUGUCACCUCCAAGUCAGGGGCUUCAUGUCAGAGGCCAGUUCCAGUGUUAGCUGCAGGGCUUUGUUCUGCAUAGCUCUCCCCAUCCCAUGUGAAAUUCUUCUGACUCUUUCCUAAGCAUGUGCCAUGGCAGCACCUGAACAUGUAGCUACUCGGAGGUUCCUGUGUACAAUGUAGGAGCCUCUCAUGCCCAGCAGCAACGCAUCCUCUCUGCUGUUCGUGCUCAGCUGGGAUACGAAAGGUUUGAGGUAUCGAGAGGAUCCCAUCUUUAGACAUCCUGAGCUCCCUAGACAGCCCUUGAUCCCUGAUCUGGAACCUGUAGAGGGGAUGGUCUGGGAAGCUCAGCACUUCACUCCAAAGAGCUACGCACUGAGAGGGACACUGAGCAGCUGCAUGUUUUGGCCAUAGCUACCAAAGUGUCUGUCCUACUCCCCCAUGCCAUCAAGCUCAUGCAUUUCUAAGGAAAUCCACUGGCAGCAAGCCCUGUCUGUGCCAGAGACACUUUCUGAGAAUUCGGCAUUAUGGCUAGCACCAGCUCAGCUGCACGGGUGUUGGCAGUGCCGGAGCCUCCUGUGGAGAGCCCGCUGGCUGCUGCCACUGUUCUAAGCACUGUCAGCUCUGAACAGGGUCAGGAGAAACAAUGACUGAAAAACUGGUGGCAAGCAGGUGGCCCCUCUAGACUAGGGCUCCCCACCCUGCUAACCCUGGGACAGCUGGAUGGGUUUGCUAAUCUAGGCAGAGCCAAAGUGGUGAGAACUGGGAAAGCAUGGGGGUCUCUGGAUUUCAGGUAUAUUUAGAUCUUUGACCUCCUUGAUCAAACAACAAAUAAGCAAUGUCAUCUCCCAACUGCCAAAGGGAGCUCUGGGACUAGGAGCCUGCCUUUCUUGUAAUAUCCACUCACUAGGCACUAGCUUUGCACUCUGACCUUAAGCUGAUAUACUCCAGAGCUGGGUGCAUUUGUAGCUGGCUCCCCAGGAGACUUCUUCCAUGUGUUUAGUGCCGUGUACAUAGAAACCAUUCAGUCUGGGAAGCAUCUUCCCUGGUAGAGAAUCUGUGACGCCAGUUUCAACAGUGAGUAGUUACUUUAUGGCUCAUUAUAUGGGAAUUGUCCUAAUGUUUGGAAAUACAUCUGUAUUUGUAACUACUGCUCUGUUCCCUGCAUUGGCGGCCUGAGGGAAGCUGCCUGGUCAUGUAGUGUUCAGA